This is a messenger RNA of Antechinus flavipes (yellow-footed antechinus), 2524 nucleotides long. RefSeq names its product transcobalamin 2 (gene TCN2). Gene Ontology annotation, biological process: cobalamin transport. Gene Ontology annotation, molecular function: cobalamin binding. The record is from RefSeq and is a predicted model, not a curated record. NCBI's taxonomy places the organism in Eukaryota, Metazoa, Chordata, Mammalia, Dasyuromorphia, Dasyuridae. The transcript is spliced from 10 exons. Bases 184 to 1461 code for a protein of 425 amino acids.
CCGGCUGGGCACAGCCCCCGCCCGCCGAAGCGGCCGCCGAGCCCAAGGUCCCCGACUGUCCGCUGCCAGGAAGCUGCCCCGGGAGCCGGGGGCCCAGCCCAGGCCAGUCGGAGGUGGGAGGUUAAUCAGUGACAGAGCUCAGACGUCGGAGCCCCGGCCGGCCGGGCCUUGGGAGACGAGACCAUGGAGCCUUGGGGGAAGCUGGUGCUCCUGCUGUGCUGCCUGGGAGCCCCCGCCCAGCUCUGCCAGCUCCCCCCUGCAAACAGCGACCUGGUGGAGACCGUUACCCAGCAGCUCCUGGGAUGGAUGGCCCGGCGAGCCCCCUCAGAGCUGAACCCCAGCAUCUACGUGGGGCUCCGGCUGUCCGACCAACCCGGCCGGGACCAGGACGAGCUCUACCUAAGCAGCCUCACGGUCCACUACCAGGAGAGCUUCUCCAGCCUGGCCCCGGCCCACCUCAGGCCCCCCAUGGGCCAGCUGGCCCUCUACCUGCUGGCCAUGAGGGGCGGCUGCAAGGACAUGGACACCAGGAAAGGAAGCCCGCUUGUCACGCAGCUGAAGGCUUACCUGGAGGAAGAGAAGCACCGGAUAGGGCAUGAGCACACCGGCCGCCCUGCCACCAGCUACUACCAGUACAGCCUGUCCAUCCUGGCGCUGUGCGUGCAUGACAAGAAGGUGCCCGGGCACAUCGUGGAGAAGCUGCUGCACGCUGCCCAGUACGACCUCCUCCUCCCGGGGAGCGGCUUCUCCGUGGACACAGCAGCCAUGGCCAGUCUGGCCCUGUCCUGCCUGCAGGCCUCGGGCCUCAAUCCAGGCCUGGCCUCUUGGAUCUCCAGGGUCUUGGAGCAUAUGAGGAACAAAAUUCUUGAAGAAGAAACCCCAGAAGGGUACUUCGGAAACAUUUACAGCACGCCCCUGGCCCUACAGGCCCUGAUGGAAGCCCCUUCGCCCGAGUCAGAGAGGGCCUGCUUGCGGGUCGGGGAUGUUCUCCUGAAGGGCCUCCAGGAAGGGGCCUUCCAGAACCCCCUCCCCUUAUCCCAGCUGCUGCCCGUCCUCCACCGAAGGACCUACCUGAGCCUCAGGCAGCUGGACUGCAAAGACUCCAGAGGUCUCCUGGGUGUAGAUCCCAUCAUCCCACCGACUCAGAAGCCAAAGGAAAUUCGGUUCUGGCUGAAAGUCCAAACAGAUCCUCAGCACGUGGUCUAUCAUCAUCGGUAUCAUAUUCUUGAGGGGACUACGUUAAAGCAUGUCCUGGAUCAGGCUCAAGUGGAGGACUCCUUCACGUACGAAACUCGGGACACUCUGUCUGGUCCCUUUAUAACCUCAGUGAUGGGUGUGACCCCCGGAGAAUGGCAGUACUGGCAGCUGCUGCGUGCCCCGGACAUACCCCUGCUGCAAGGUAUUACCAACUACCAGCCCCGGGACGGGGAGACCAUCCUCCUGAGCCUGGCCAGCUGGUAGGAAGGGCCGCUCCGUCAUCCAUGGCUCCAACAUCCCGAGACCUAGCCACUCCCUUUGCCAUCUGCCACCCUUGGUGCCGGAGAGCCUGGGGACGGGGGGACCUUUUCCAGAGCCCUUUAUGACCCAUAACCAGUUAAGGAGAGAUGGUGUCAAACCUCCGCUUUGACACUGGCCAUGGUAGGCCCUGCCCUCUACAAAGGAAUCCCCCCUUUCCAAGCCCCUCGGCCUAGCUGUCUCUCUAAUCCCUCCAGAUCCAGAGGUAUCACCUCCCCGGGACUUCCCGUAGAUACCUCAGAGUGCCUGUAAAGGCCAGGUGUCUGGGCCCAGCCCUCCCAACAACCACAUUCUGUGGCACCGGGGGGCUCGCCAGGUCCAGAAUCCGGUGGGUUCUUGCCCUUUGAGAGCCAGCCCAGCCCUCAGGGUUCUGAGGAGGAGAACGGCCCAAAGCAAGGAAGGGCCCUCAGGGUGGGGCUGGGGAGUGUCAGAAUCUGAAGCCAGAAUCUUUUGACUGGCAAUCUAGCUCUCUGCUUACUAUUCUGGGCUGCACAUCUUAUGGACCUACUUACAGAGGAGAAAACUGAGGCCCAAGAAGAACCAGUUUUUCUGCCAAGAUUCCCAGGCAAUGGGUUUCCCAGGGUUCCUUGGAAAUGUCUGAGCCAAAACAUUCAAGUCUCCUCUCUGGCAAGGGCCGGGUCUACAGGGACUGUGGAACAGUGGGGGAGGGUGGGAAAGAGGCACUGAUUUGGGAACCAGAAGACCUGGAUUCAAAUGCUGACUAUUGACCGAGGAGAAAUGUGGACAAAUCACGUCAUCUCUGAGCUGCUUUUGUGAAGUGGAGGCCGACACCUCUGAGGGUCCUUUUAUCUCUAAGAACCAUUGAUCUCCAAGUUGGGAGGCCCCCCGCCGACCUCGCCCCCCUCACCGGCCCAUCUCCUCCUCUGACUCCUGCCCUCGUUCCCUGCACCUCCUCAGGUUUGACUUUUUCCUUCUGAGCACCAGCCUCUCACUACAAUGGCUUUUGGUCUCUGGUUCGAUUCAAAAUGAUUAAAUCACUGAUGUUGAA